This is a messenger RNA of Nymphaea colorata (pocket water lily), 1145 nucleotides long. Its product is annotated as putative expansin-A17. Gene Ontology annotation, biological process: plant-type cell wall organization. The transcript has 3 exons. Bases 86 to 841 code for a protein of 251 amino acids. Gene Ontology annotation, cellular component: extracellular region. The record is from RefSeq and is a predicted model, not a curated record. NCBI's taxonomy places the organism in Eukaryota, Viridiplantae, Streptophyta, Magnoliopsida, Nymphaeales, Nymphaeaceae.
UUAUUGCAGCCAGUUUGUGUAUAAAUAUAGGUUGAUGUUCACUAGCAGAAUUCAUACACAAGCAGAGUUUGAUUAAAGGAGCAAAAUGAAGAUGGGUGCAAGAGUCACAGCUGUUCUGUUGAUGCUCUCAUUUUUUGCCUCCAUGGUUGGAGCACAGUGGUUGAAGGCAUAUGCUACUUUCUAUGGAGGAAGUGAUGCCUCCGGAACAAUGGGGGGGGCUUGUGGCUAUGGCAACCUGUACAGCACUGGCUACGGCACAAAUACUGCAGCUUUAAGCUCUGUUCUCUUCAACAACGGCAAGAUAUGUGGAGCAUGCUUCCAAGUAACCUGUGACUCGACCCGGGUUCCACAGUGGUGCUUGAAGGGAAAGUACAUCAAAGUUACAGCCACCAACUACUGUCCUCCAAAUUAUGCUUUGCCCAAUGACAACGGAGGGUGGUGCAACCCUCCCCGUGAGCAUUUCGAUUUGUCACAGCCUGCCUUCGAAAGCAUCGCCAUUUACAGGGCAGGCAUCGUCCCUAUUUAUUACAGGAGGGUUACAUGUUUGAAGCAAGGAGGAAUCCGGUUCACCAUUAAUGGAAACGAUUACUUCGAGCUGGUGCUGAUCAGCAACGUUGGUGGGAUGGGAGAUGUGGUGGCAGCAUGGAUCAAGGGCUCUAAAACAGGAUGGGAACCGAUGACCAGGAACUGGGGUGCUAACUGGCAAUCCAACUCUUAUCUCAACGGUCAAUCUCUGUCGUUCAAGGUUCAGAUCAGUGAUGGACAGACACGAACCGCCUACGAUGUGGCGCCUAGCAACUGGCGGUUUGGGCAGACCUUCUCAAGCUCGGUGCAGUUCUGAAGCCCCGGUCUGGUCUCAUUCUAGCUACUUGUGGAUGACUCUGCAAUUUCAUGUUAUACUUUUUCCUUUUUCUGUUUGUACAUGAAGUGCAACCGUGGAAAGGUCAUGAGGGCUAGGUUCUUCUAUUCAAACCCUCCCCGCUUUCAAUUUUGGCCGUGGGAAGACCUAAGAAUUCCAUGAGUUGAUGGGACUUGUGUUUUUCUUUGUUUCAUAUAUAUGUUGUUGCUGUGUGGAAGAAUAUGUAAUAAUAACGAGUCUGUGAUUGCAAGCCCAGGCUUCAGAUAGAAACUUGGCUGUAUUAUAU